Medicago truncatula (barrel medic) is the source of this 1836-nucleotide messenger RNA. RefSeq lists its product as uncharacterized. The coding region runs from base 483 to 1463 and encodes 326 amino acids. The transcript is spliced from 3 exons. Lineage: Eukaryota; Viridiplantae; Streptophyta; Magnoliopsida; Fabales; Fabaceae. The record is from RefSeq and is a predicted model, not a curated record.
UUCAUUUCUAAACCAAAAUCACUUUUUCUUUUCCCAUUCGUUCUUCAGAUUCUAAAUUCUUUAUACACUUACAUGAAAAAUCUAUGAUAAACCUCACAACAUAAUUCACAUUAAUAAUCAAACACGAAUAACAAAACAAAUUAAAUUAAAUUAUUUCAUUUUUUUUUUCAUUGUUCAUUUCAUAAUUCAUAUUUUUUGAAAUUUUGAUCUUUUUGACCGAAUUGGAUUUCGUUUCCAAUUGGGUUAUCAAAUUUCAUACAAACAAAUCGUGGGUAUGCAACAAAAUUUGAUUUUGUAGCUGUGUCGUUGAAUUUCUUUUUGAAAUUUCCAUUCUAAAAAAUAUAUUUUUUUGUUGAAAUUUUGAUCCUUUUUGAGCGAAUUGGAUUGUUUCUUCAAUUGGGUCAUCGAAUUUCACACGGAAAAAUCGUGGGUAUACGUCAAAAUUUGAUUUUGUAGCUUGUGGUGUUGAAUUUUGUGUGAAAAUGGGGACAUGGGGUGGUGAAAACGAUGGUUUUGAGGUUGAAGGAAUAGAUAUAAACGUUUGUGUUGCCGCCGACGGUGAUUUGUGGGUCAGUGUUGGCUCCGCCGGCGGUCCAAUCGGACAAUUCAGCGUUGAAAGUGAACAUGAUUUGGCUCAUAUGGUUAGUGAUUUCUUAGAGAAUGCUGGAAGUUUUGGUGCUGAGUCUUGGUGUAGCAGUGAUAGUGAUUCUGGUUUCAAUGAUUUUGCUCACCUUGCUGAAAAAAUUCAGAUCUGUAAGCGAUCAAUGACUCAACACGAGAGCGACUUGCUCCCAGUUGUUCAUUCUCUCAUACGAUCGAUGCAGGAGACCAACCUUGAAAUGAUGAAUUCUGGUCCAUGUUAUGCAAACUGUAUCAGGUUUUAUUUGGCGAAGUUGAUGAGACUUUCUGGCUAUGAUGCCGGUGUUUGUACAUCUAAAUGGCAGCCUACUGGCAAGAUCCCUGGAGGUGAUCACGAAUAUAUUGAUGUGCUGGUCGAGAACAACUCUGGGAAAUCAGAGCGAUUGAUUAUUGAUAUCGAUUUUCGAAGUCACUUUGAAAUAGCUAGAGCUGUUGAUUCAUACAACAGGAUACUGAAUUCAAUUCCAGUUGUUUACGUGGGUUCCCCUACUAGGCUGAAACAGUUUCUUGGAAUAAUGGUAGAAGCUACUAGAACUUCUUUGCAACAAAACUCUAUGCCUCUGCCUCCAUGGCGAUCUUUAGCAUACUUACAGGCCAAGUGGCUAUCACCCUAUGAAAGAAUCACACAUUCAGACAGCAACAUUGAUUUUGGCAACGACGACAAGUGCUUCGACCACAAGCAAUGCCACGGACAUUUGAAGAAGUUGCAAUCUUGUCUUCAGACCGGAAUGGAAGUUGAGCGAAUGUUGAAGGCUCGAAACAUGGAAAGUAACCGGAGGAUAAAACCUGACAGAUGGAGACACUCGUUGCUCCGGCCUAUUUGACAUAUGUACAGAUUUUGGCUCUGAAGUUUCAAUCGAGCGAGUGAAUAAAUAUAAUAUACAAAAUUUUGCGGCUUUUAUUCCCCCUCGAUGGAACUUUUCAUACUAAUAAGAAGCCUUAGCAGCAGAAUAAGGCAAUUUUGGUUAUACAUCUGUUAUUUGUUUUUUAUCGAUGUUUGAGGUGUCACACUUGCGGAAUCUUAAGUUUUUUUGGUACCCAGAGAGUUGAGUUUAUGAACAUUAUGUAGCGGCGGCGUCACACGGUAUAGUAUGGGUAUUGUACUAUAUAUGAUAACUUCCUUGCCUCGUAUAUUUAUUGGGACUUGGAAAUUUUGUUAUAUGUUAUGUUAUUUAUUAUUUUUAUUUUUUUUAUGUA